AUGAAUAGAUCUUACUUAUGCUUACGGGUAAGAACAUAUAUUAGUCCGUAUCGUGGGUCUAUUUGUUACAAAAGGCGAACAUCCCCUUUCCAAAACAUUAACAUAGGUCCUCAGGCAGACAUCGAAAAGGGGGCGAAAAGAGUCUAUUUACCUUUACAAUAUUUCGGAAUGUAUCAUGGCUCUAUCUAUUCAUUAAAAAAAAAAAAAAAAGAGUUCUGCAUCUCGGGUGAACAAAUAGGCGUGGGGAAGAGUGAGAGGGGGGGCUACGAGCCCUCUCUCGUUGUUGUUCCCGGACCACCCAUCUCUUCCUUCCCCUUCGCCCGGCCCGGUGAGAUCAGAUUUCUAGAACGAAGUGAAGUGAUAGGAAGAGAAGACUGCUGGCGGGAAAUCCCUAUUCAUGAAAGCCCCUUGUAA
Molecule: messenger RNA, 414 nt
Organism: Nicotiana tabacum (common tobacco)
Lineage: Eukaryota; Viridiplantae; Streptophyta; Magnoliopsida; Solanales; Solanaceae
Source: the annotation of a RefSeq genome assembly